AUGUCUCCUCAGGCAUCGGGGAAGAAGAGAAAGGCAUUUACUCGGGAUUCGCCCAAAGCUGACGAGAUCGUGCUGAGUGACGGAAGCGCAGACGAAUUUGAGGCCACGUUCUCGAGCGAACUUGAAUCGCACAAUAAUGGAACGAGACUAGAAGAUGAGGAUCCCACGUCGAGCAGUGCUGGAGAAGAGGACGAAAAAGAUGAGUGGGAAUCAGAAGAAUCAGAUGGAGACCUUGAGAGUGACGAAAUACCGUCCGAUGAGGACCAAAACGCGGCAGACGAUAAAACGAUCAGAGAAUUGAGUCCUGACGAAGAGGCUACCACUAACGGGUCUCACGGAGCAGACUUCAAGCUUGAGACGGAUGCAAACGGAAAUCUUCGCUACAUUUACCCUGAAAUUGACCCUGUCUACGACUCAGACGAUUCAGAGGCACCGGCGACCACCAACACGAUUGGGAACAUUCCGCUCUCGUUCUAUGAUGCAUAUCCCCACAUCGGUUACGAUAUCAAUGGCAAGAGGCUAAGUCGACCAGCUAAGGGCGAGGCAUUGGAUGCGUUGCUGGACAGCAUUGAGGUACCCAAAGGAUGGACUGGUCUUACAGAUCCAGCAACAGGGAAGCCUUUGGAGCUCAGCAAGGAAGAGUUGGACAUUUUGAAGAGGAUUCAAACAAACGAGGUGCCAGAGGAUGGCUACGACCCCUAUCCAGCCACGAUCGAGUACUUCACGAGUAAGACGGAGCAGAUGCCUCUCAGCUCUGCGCCAGAGCCCAAGCGAAGAUUCGUCCCCUCAAAGCACGAAGCCAAGCGCGUGAUGAAGAUUGUGCGUGCGAUACGGGAAGGGAGGAUCAUGCCAUACAAGCCUCCUGCGCAGGAUGAGGAAGAGGAUACAGACGUAAAAAGGUAUGAUAUAUGGGCAAACGAGGCGCCAAGGCCUGAUCACCCCAUGAAUGUUCCGGCUCCAAAGUUACCGCCGCCGGGUUACGAAGAAAGCUACCAUCCCCCUCCCGAAUAUCUACCUGAUGACGAGGAAAAGAAAGCGUGGGAUGAGCAGGAUGAAGAGGACAAAGAGAAGGACUUUCUCCCUACAAACCACGACUCAUUACGUAAAGUGCCUGGUUACGAUAGCUUCUUGAAGGAGAAGUUUGAACGAUGUCUGGAUCUGUACCUCGCCCCUAGAAUCAGGCGAAGCAAACUGAACAUAGACCCCGAAUCUUUACUACCGAAAUUGCCAAGCCCCGAAGAGCUCCGGCCAUUUCCUACGAUGUGCGCAACCAUCUUCGGAGGUCAUGAAGGCCGGGUGCGAAGUCUCUCUAUCAGCCCUUCAGGAUACUGGCUUGCUAGUGGAGGCGACGAUGGUGCAGUCAGGAUAUAUGAGCUGAGGACGGGCUACGAGGUCUGGUCUGUGAAGCUGAGCAAGGAUGAAGCUGUCAAUGUGGUCCGAUGGCGGCCAGGCACAGACGCUAUGAUUAUUGCGGCAGCUGCCGGUGAAGAUGUGUACCUGAUUGUGCCUCCGAGCAAUGUUCCAGCCAUCAGUAAUCCAGAAGUCAACCAACAAAGUCGCGAGCUCCUUAACGCUGGCUGGGGCUAUGCAGCAAACGGAGAUAGCAAGCCCAAGAAAGACAUUCCGCAGUGGGCUCGACCUGGUUCUCAGCUGGAAGAGUCUGGAGUACUCGUGAAGUUUGCUCUUAGAAAAACUGUGAAAGUCAUCACAUGGCACCGCCGAGGCCAAUAUUUUGCGACAGUUUCGCCUGAAGGUCAAAGUAACGCUGUUGCGAUCCAUACAUUGUCAAAACAUCAAACGCAAUUUCCAUUUCGCAAUUUGAAAGGACUCGCACAGGCCGCUCAUUUCCAUCCCUCAAAGCCCGCCUUCUUUGUCGCGACACAAAGAAUGAUACGGCAUUUCGAUCUAUCCAAACAAGAGCUCGUCAAAAUCAUCCAACCGGGUGCACGCUGGAUCUCUUCAUUCGAUGUACAUCCCGGUGGUGAUAACCUGAUUGUUGGAAGCUACGACAAGCGAUUACUCUGGCAUGACCUCGAGCUGUCUGUGCGACCGUACAAAACAUUGCGAUACCACCAGAAAGCCAUUCGGGCAGUUAGGUUUCACCAAGGCGGUCUCCCGCUCUUCGCUGACGCAAGUGACGACGGUAGCCUUCAGAUAUUCCACGGCAAAGUUGUACACGACGCAAUGGAGAAUGCGAGUAUUGUUCCCCUGAAGAGCCCUGGUGCGCGAGCGCAGGAGCCGAUGGCACGAGUCGACUGUGGACUUAAGAGCGAAAGAGAGCGAGGGGAUCGGGGGGAUGUUGGGGUCCCAGACCCUGAUGACGCUAAAGCGAAAACGUCGAACAAUAGGAGAAAAGGCCAACUCUUGCUCUUGGCGUGA
Molecule: messenger RNA, 2379 nt
Organism: Bacidia gigantensis
Lineage: Eukaryota; Fungi; Ascomycota; Lecanoromycetes; Lecanorales; Ramalinaceae
Gene: ERB1
Product: Ribosome biogenesis protein erb1
Exons: 2
Coding region: 1-2379 (792 amino acids)
Biological process (GO): maturation of LSU-rRNA from tricistronic rRNA transcript (SSU-rRNA, 5.8S rRNA, LSU-rRNA); ribosome biogenesis
Cellular component (GO): PeBoW complex; preribosome, large subunit precursor
Molecular function (GO): protein binding; ribonucleoprotein complex binding
Source: RefSeq, a predicted model, not a curated record